AUGACUGGUAAAAGUGAAGACACCCAACAAGCACCAUUGGACAAUGAUGAUGUAAUUGAAUUAGUUAACGAAGAAAAUAAUGAUGAGCCAAUCACAAAGAAAUCAAGAUCUGCUAUUGAAGAACUUCUUGAAGACUUCUUUACUGAGGACAACACUGCUAUUUCCGACAAAAACAAAGCUUGUACAAACCCAGUUGUUGAAGAAAUAAGAUUGUAUCGGUCCGGUGAUAAUAUUUCUUUAAAUGCUAAUGUUUUGAAUUAUUUUCAAUUUAAAAAUCUUAGUAAUAUUGUCAGUGCCAAGUGA
Molecule: messenger RNA, 303 nt
Organism: Lottia gigantea (owl limpet)
Lineage: Eukaryota; Metazoa; Mollusca; Gastropoda; Lottiidae
Exons: 2
Coding region: 1-303 (100 amino acids)
Source: RefSeq, a predicted model, not a curated record